ACCCGUAAUAGACCAUGUGCAGGGAUUGACAUGCCAUCCAGUCCCACAAAAAAACAACCAUCAGCAGAUAUGGCAUCAGGCCGGAGAAAAUCUAGGACUCAGCUGUGGUUGCUGUCCACACUGGCUCUGGUUUUCUUGACUUCUCAGGCUGAUGGAGCUCAAAUGUUGGUGAUGUCUGCCCCUAAUGUCUUGCGAGUAGGAAGAAUGGAAAACAUCUUUGUGGAGUGUCAAGACUGCAGCAGUGAUGAUGAUGUUUUAGUUGAAAUCAGUGUAAUGCAGUUUCCAACCAAAGCCAAACGUUUUGCAUCAGCAUCUGUGAACCUUACAAAGACAAAUAAAUUCCAAGCCUUUGGAAAAAUUAAGAUCCCUGAUGGAGACUUCAGUAAAGAUCCCUACCUUAGUCAGCAUGUCUACCUGCAAGCUCGGUUUCCAGAUGUGGAACUGGAGAAAGUCAUAUUGGUUUCCUUUCAGUUUGGUUACAUCUUCAUUCAGACUGACAAAACACUGUACACCCCCAACAGCAAAGUUCAUUACAGAAUAUUUGCUCUGACACCUCACAUGGAAGCUGUUCAGGGGGACUUUGAAACCAAAACUGAUGUAUCCAUUGCCAUUGACAUUGUGACUCCUGAGGGCAUAAUUAUAACACUUGGCCAAGUCUCUGUAAAGUCUGGGGUUUACUCUGGUGAUUACCAACUUGGUGAAAUUGUCAGUCCCGGACUCUGGCAAGUAGUAGCAAGGUUCCACAGCAAACCACAGAUGAGUUUCUCCGCAAAGUUUGAGGUUAAAGAAUAUGUGCUGCCCAGUUUUGAAGUCAAAUUGAUACCCAAGAGCUCCUUCUUCUACGUCAAUAGUGAAGCUUUAACAAUCAGCAUCAAAGCUACGUAUAUGUUUGAUAAAAUGGUUGAUGGCUCAGCCUUUGGAGUAUUUGGGGUUGAGCAUGAGGGUCAAAAGAAGAGUUUCCCCAGCUCUCUUCAGCGAGUGGUGAUUGAAAAAGGUGAUGGAAGUGUCACACUUAAGAGAGAGCACGUCACACAGACCUUCCCAAACGUCCUUGACUUAGUUGGAAGUUCCAUAUAUGUAGCUGUCAGCGUGCUCACAGACAGCGGAAGUGAGAUGGCUGAAGCAGAAUUGAAAAAUAUCCCGAUAGUCACAUCACCCUACACCAUCCAUUUCAAGAAAACGCCCAAAUUUUUCAAACCAGGAAUAUCCUUCGACGUGUCGAUAGAAGUUACGAAUCCUGAUGGCACUCCAGCACAAGGCGUCCCCUUGGUAAUGGAUAAAGAUGAGGUGGAAGGAAUUACUGCAGCCAACGGUGUGGCAAUGCUCUCCAUCAAUACAGUAAAAAACUCUGAACCACUGACCAUCACCGCAAAGACCACAGAUCCUAAUAUUGCCCUUGAAAUGCAAGCCUCAGCCAGCAUGACAGCCCUGCCUUACAGCAGCAGCAACAACAAUUACAUCCAUAUAGGGAUGGGCAGACCUGAGGUAACCUUAGGGGACAACCUAAAAAUCAACCUCAACUUCAACCAGCGGGAGAAUGCUCAAAAUGAUAUCACAACACUGAUCCUGAGCAGGGGUCAGCUAGUGAGGUUUGGCCGUUACUGGACCAGAGGUCAGACAUUACUGUCGUUGAUAAUUCCCAUCUCCAAAGACAUCAUGCCGUCUUUCCGCAUCAUAGCCUACUACCACACACCCGAAAAUGAAGUUGUCUCAGACUCUGUAUGGGUGGAUGUGAAAGAUUCCUGCUUGGGCUCAUUGAAAUUAGAACCAGUCAAUCCUGCUGUGUAUUAUGAGCCUCGCAAGAUGUUUGGUCUGAAGGUCACUGGAGAUCCAGGGGCCACAGUGGGACUGGUGGCAGUGGACAAAGGUGUCUACAGCCUAAACAACCAGCAUCGCCUCACUCAGAAAAAGGUGUGGGACACUGUGGAGGAAUACGACACUGGCUGCACACCAGGUGGUGGGAAGGACAGUAUGAGUGUGUUUUAUGAUGCUGGGCUGGUGUUUGAGUCAAACACUGGUGGCGGGACCCCUUACAGAGAAGGGUUAAAAUGUCCAGCUCCCAGCAGAAGCAAACGAACCACAGAUAUGAUGAAUAUUACAUCUAGCCUAGUAAGCCAAUAUGAAGAUGAACUCCAACGUGAGUGUUGUUUGGAUGGCAUGAGGGACACUCCGGUUUCAUACCCCUGUGAGAGACGCAGUGAGUACAUUGUGGACGGUGCAGCCUGUGUCCAAGCCUUCCUGCACUGCUGUGAGGAGAUGGAAAAGCAGCGAGCCGAGAAAAGCAAGGACAGCCUCAAGCUGGGUCACAGUGAGGAAGACAACAACAGCUACGUGGACACUAAUGAAAUAGUUUCCCGUACCAACUUCCCUCAAAGUUGGCUGUGGACAGAAUUCAAACUGCCCAUUUGCUUUAAUUACAACUGUGAGUCGUCAUCAUUCCAAAAACGGUUUCCUUUGCAAGAUUCAAUCACAAAGUGGAUGUUCACUGGUAUUAGUCUGUCAAAUACCUUAGGUAUCUGUGUUGCUGAACCAUUAGAGGUCAUUGUGCGAAAGAAUUUCUUUGUUGACCUUAAACUGCCCUACUCUGUCGUCCGUGGAGAACAGGUUGAAAUCAAGGCAGUCCUCCACAACUACCAAUCAGAUGCUGUCACAGUGCGUGUAGAUCUGCUUGAGGUGGAGGAUGUAUGUAGUUCAGCUUCUAGACGUGGGAAAUAUCGUCAGGAGGUUAAAGUUGGGGCCCAAGCAACACAGGCUGUGCCCUUCGUCAUCAUUCCUACAGGAGUGGGAGAAUAUCGCAUCGAGAUCAAAGCAGCUGUUAAAGAUUCACCACUCAGUGAUGGGAUUGUGAAGUCGUUGCUGGUGGUGCCUGAAGGUUUCCUGAUAAAAUCUUCUCAGAUUGUAACAUUGGAUCCUGAAAAUAAAGGCGAAGAUGGCAAACAAGUGGAAGUUAUCAACAGUGCAAUACCUAAGCUAGAUUUACUUCCAAACACACCUACUAGCACACAGAUUUCUUUGACAGGAAAAGAGUAUGAACACGAGCUGAAGAAUGACAUUGGUGGAGCACCCAUGGGUGGCCUAGUUUACCAGCCCUCAGGCUGUGGAGAAGAAAACAUGAUCCACAUGACCCUGCCUCUCAUUGCAACCACAUAUCUGGACAAAUCCAAACAGUGGGACCCUGUGCACAUUCAAAGACGAUAUGAAGCCCUGCAGCACAUUAGUACUGGUUACCACAAUCAACUUCACUAUCGUAAGAAAGAUGGGUCUUUUGCUAAGGAUUCUGACCACGAAAGCAGCACCUGGCUCACCGCCUAUGUUGUCAAGGUGUUUACCAUGGCAAAAAAUUUGGUGUUCAUUCAAAAGGACGUGAUCUGUGACGCUGUCCAGUUUCUGAUUCUCAAAGCACAGCAAUCAAACGGCAUGUUCAGUGAAAGUGGGAGGGUGUCCAACCGAGAGAUGACGGGUGAUGUGUAUGGCAAAGAUUCAGAUGCCUCCAUUACAGCCUUCUGCCUGAUUGCAAUGCAAGAUUCUCAUUCACUUUGUGCUUCCACAGUUGAUAAUUUGCCUGAGAGUAUACAAAGAGCAGUGUCCUACCUGGAGAAGCGUCUGCCAAGUCUGAUCCACCCAUACGCCAUUGCUAUGGCAUCAUGUGCUCUAGCCAAAGAAGACAAGCUGAACCAGGAGAUCCUCUACACAUUUGCUUCCCCAGACCUCUCUCACUGGCCUGCACCUGGAGGACGAGCUUACACGCUGGAGGCCACAGCGUACAGCCUCAUGGCCCUAGUCAGGGCCAAGGCUUUUAAACAAGCAAAGCCUAUCGUGAGGUGGUUCAACAAGCAACAUAGAUCAGUGGAUGGAGGUUAUGGAUCAACGCAGGCUACUAUGAUGGUGUACCAGGCAGUAGCGGACUAUUGGGCUAAUGCUAACGAAAAUGACUAUGACCUGAUGGUGGACAUCUUGUUGCCUAGCAGAUCAAAGCCUUACAAGUACAACUUCAACAACGACAACCACUACAGCACCAGAACAGCUAAAACCAACAAUAUAAACCAGGAUGUGAAAGUUACAGCAACUGGCACAGGAGAGGCAACACUGACAAUGGUGUCAUUAUAUUACACUCUACCUACAGAGAGGGAAGGUGAUUGUUUCACAUUUAAUAUGUCAGUGGUGCUUAUUCCAGAGAAAAUGGAUGACGAUGAAAAAAUAUACCAGCUGAAAAUAAAGGUUUUAUAUAAGGACAAGGAGCGAGAUGCAGCCAUGACAGUCUUGGAUAUUGGUUUACUAACUGGCUUUACUGUUAACACAAAAGACCUGGACUUGCUAUCUAAAGGUCGUGCUCGUACAAUUUCAAAAUACAAGAUGGACUCCACUGAGUCAGAAAGAGGCUCGCUUAUUAUCUUUUUGGACAAGGUUUCUCACAGACAACCAGAGGAGAUCACCUUUAGGAUCCACCAGAAGCUGAAAGUCGGAGUGUUACAACCAGCUGCUGUGUCUGUCUAUGAACACAACCACCAGCAAAACAAAACCCACUGUGUGAGAUUCUACCACCCAGAGAGGAGAGCUGGAGAGCUGCUGCGACUUUGUAAGGGUGAUGAAUGCACCUGUGCCGAAGAGAACUGCAGUAUGCAAAAGAAAGGCAAAAUCAACAAUGAUGAGCGCACAGCUAAGGUUUGUGAGACUGAGGUCAACAGCAGAAUUGACUUUGUGUACAAAGUGCAUAUGGAAGAGUUUACAGAUGCUUUGUCCACUGAUAUUUACACAAUGCGAGUACUAGAUGUCAUCAAGGAAGGAAGUUCUGAUGUGGGUUCUCAGGGUAAAUUACGCACGUUCCUAAGUUAUCCACACUGCAGAGCAACAUUAAAUCUGGGAGCAGGCAAAAGCUACCUUAUCAUGGGAACAUCCAAAAAUGUUUACACAGAUGACCAGGGUCACAUCCAUCGCUAUGUGUUAGGUGAAAGAAUGUGGAUCGAAUACUGGCCCACAGAUGCAGAGUGUCAAACUGAGAAACACAAUGUGACCUGUUCAGGAAUAGAUGAGAUGGUCCAGAAAUUCACUCUUCAUGGAUGCCAGCACUAAAAGGAGGAGGACCAAAAAAUAUCCAGUGAUAUUUUCAUUAUCAUUGCAUAAUUUGUUAGAUUACAAUAAAAAUACAUUAAAAUCUCAGGGGGCAUCUACUGAACUAAAUUUAGAAAUGUGUCUUAAAUAUGAUUAAAAUUCUAAUCAUGUUUACGUGGGAGGAUAUUUUAAUUGUAAAAUAGCAUUCCUGAUGGAAAUGAAAACAAAUGUAAAAUGUGUACAAUGUGCUGUAACAAUGCAACAAGCUAUUUUUUUAAAUGUCAUUACAAUAUUAAAUACAGUCUGUAUUAAUCACAAUGAAUGUUUAAAUUCAACAUUUUAAUUAAAAUGUAUCUUGUUGCAAGACCAGUAGUGUCUUUUAACAUGGUUAAAUUCAUAAAGAUGAUAGCUGUUAGUGCUAAUUAUGCUACAACUUCAGCUGUUACUACUGGUCUAGUCCAGCUCAUCGGCUGAGAUACAGUAACUUCUAUGUCUGAAAACAAUAAAACAGGAGCAUGGGAAAAAGAAAUCAGUGCCAUGAUAUUAAUAAAGAAUGUAAACACUGCUGCAAAAGUUGUCAUUCCAUUGGAAGAUGGAAUGACAACUUUUGCAGCUUUUGAAGAUGCAUAGGAUUGAGUUAUUAGAGUUAACUCACACGUGGCUAAAGGACACGUGAGGUGUAUAACA
Messenger RNA from Betta splendens (Siamese fighting fish), 5736 nucleotides. Its product is annotated as complement C3-like. The transcript has 43 exons. Gene Ontology annotation, molecular function: endopeptidase inhibitor activity; protein binding. Gene Ontology annotation, cellular component: extracellular region. The record is from RefSeq and is a predicted model, not a curated record. Lineage: Eukaryota; Metazoa; Chordata; Actinopteri; Anabantiformes; Osphronemidae. Bases 31 to 5070 code for a protein of 1679 amino acids.